AAAAAUAAGGGGGGUCCAGGGAAUGUUGGGAUAAUGGUUUUAAUUGGCUGUAGCCUAGUCCAUAGCUAAAUUUGUAAUCUGAAUUACGUCAUUAGUUUAAACAAGUUUACGAUGCAGGGCCAUAAAUGCUUAAACACAUUAAUGGCAUACUUUAGAUAAAACUAGACAGCAGUAACUCUACCACAGGUUAAUAAACCACAGAAAAUCCUGGAAGCCAAGAAGUUCAACUGGAAGCUCAGACAAACUCGGUGAGCGUCACUGUAGUGGUUUUCCAUUAAGGUCGCUCCUUCACGCUGGAGCACUUGAGGAGAAGCUUCUUCCAGCUGAUGAAGGUCGGAAGGACACGCCCUUAACUCCGAAACGUUUGUCAGCUGCUCAGUGAAGCGGAGGAACAGGCCGAGCUGUCCUCACUCCCCUCUCCGUGGCGCAUCCUCCGUCGAGCUCAGCCCGCUGUAUUCAGCUCCCUGUGGUCCACGUGCCGGGGAGCAAACGCGCCUCGGGAUGGACGCUCUGAAAUCCGCCGGUAGAGCCAUUAUCAAGAGCCCCGGAGUUCCGCGGCACACCUGGGGAACUUCCAAGCACGAAAAGCUGGCAGAGAAUUGGACGGACACCAAGGAGACCCUGCUGGAGGGGAUGGUGUUCAACUUGAAGUACCUGGGUAUGACACUAGUGGGCCAGCCUAAAGGCGAGGACAUGGCUUCAGCUGCCAUUCGCAGAAUUGUUGCCACAGCGAGAGCCAGCACCAAGAAGUUUAGGAAAGUAACACUGACAGUCUCGCCAAAGGGCAUCAUCAUCACAGACACAGAGACGACAGACCUCAUAGAGAAUGUCUCCAUAUACAGAAUUUCAUAUUGCACGGCAGAUAAAACUCAGGACAAGGUCUUUGCAUACGUCUCUCAGAGUCAGUUCAAUGAGACCCUGGAGUGCCAUGCAUUCCUCUGCCAAAAGAAGAAGAUUGCUCAGGCUGUGACAUUGACAGUAGCCCAGGCCUUUAAAGUAGCCCUAGAUCUUUGGGAGAUUGCUCAGGAAGACAAAAGCAAGAAGGCCAGAACCUGCUGUUCCUGUGCAGCAAGUGACAGACAGACAGAGGCAACAGACUCUCGGUGUGUUCCAGCAGAUUCAGAGGAACACAAGCCUGUUGGGAUAGAGGAGAAGCUCCGAAGGCCUUGCUUCUCUGCCUCACUCAGCUCGCCCUCGCCUCAUAGUAACCCCACUCGAAGGCGACCAAUCAAACAUGACUCUUGGGACAUGGAGGAUGGACUCGACGAUACGUUCUCAAGACUGGCCGAGUCCUGCUCCGGACCCGUCUCUGACAAUGCAGCUCUGAGUCAGGAGGUUGCCAGUGACGAUCUGUCUGCAUCAAUGAGUUUGAAUAACACACACACUGGCAAUAGCUGCCCCACUUACAGCACCACAGAGAUCAUACCACAGUCCCCAAGACCAACAAAAUAAACAACCACAAAACAGCAUACCUCAACCCAACAGACAGCAAAACAUAUCGCACUCCCCAGUGCACAACCUGAAGCCUAGAGGCUGCUUGAUAUUCUGACUGUUGCAGAGAAACCAGAAUGAAUACCCUGAUACUAUAACCUUUUCUGUGUAUGCCUGCCAGUCAACACACACUCCUCUCGGUGUAAACAGCCAUCUCUUGUCAUAUUCAAAUGUUCACAAACUGCCAAGAUGAGAGAUGGUGAACACAGUGUGCAAGGUUAUUGGAUGAAUACUAAGUUUGGAGUUUUAAAUCUAAAUUUGUAAGAACACAAACACAUGGAUUCCACUUAAAUUCUGCUGAAAACUGAACACAGGUGUGUGUAUGUAUGUGUGCGUGCAUAUUGGACUUUCUUUCACAAACACACAAAAGCUUUCUAGUCUUGUCAUUUGCUUGAUGGAGUAACAACUGUCACUGGAAGACGUCCUGUGUUAGAAGUUCUCAUCAGACACUGAUGAUGAUAUUGGAUGAAAUCUACAUUUGUCAUUCAGAGUGUUGUCCUGAAUGAACUAGUAGUUUUGAGAAGGAAGCAGCACAUGGUGUAUGGUACUGUGCAAAGGACUUAGGCAACCUUUGAUGCCUGUAUAUGUUUAUCAGAAUACAACUAGAAAAUAUAGGAAAUAUGUACAUAGUAUUUAAAAAAUAAAUAAAUAAAAUAAAAAUGUCAGGAAAAAAAUUGGUAAUCAAGCUGGAUACUCCAGAUGUGGUAUUCAAGCCGUUUUAAAGAAAUAUGAAUAUUCCGGAAAGGUCAAGAAGUUUCUGAGUUUCUUUUUUGACAGACUGGAGGAAAUCCAGCAAGGACCUGGCAACUUCAUCUGGAUGCCAAGUUGAUCCUUCCACAAGCUGAAGAACCUUGAUCAUGAACAGCCUUUGUGGAAGGACAGCAGUCAAGAAACCACUUUUUUUUAGAAAGGAACAGGGAGAAAAGGCUGAGAUAUGC
This is a messenger RNA of Monopterus albus (swamp eel), 2429 nucleotides long. RefSeq names its product low density lipoprotein receptor adapter protein 1. The record is from RefSeq and is a predicted model, not a curated record. Bases 502 to 1452 code for a protein of 316 amino acids. The transcript has 9 exons. Lineage: Eukaryota; Metazoa; Chordata; Actinopteri; Synbranchiformes; Synbranchidae.